AUCCCGGCCCAUCCCGGCUCUCCCCGGGCACGUCGCAGCUCCCGGCCCGGCUGCAGCGCAGGCAGCAGGAUGACGCUGUGGGAUGGCUCCUACCCCUUCUACCCUGGAGCCACUGCCUGCUUCCCCUUUGACACCACCCGGGCUGUCAUUGUCACCACAUUCCUCUCCAUGCUGCUCACCUUCAUCAUCAUCCUGCCGGGGAUCCGGGGCAGGGGGCGACUCUUCUGGUUCCUGCGGCUGGUGUUGGGACUCUUCAUGGGAGCAGUGAUCCUCACUGUCCAGUUCACCAGGGACUGGGAGACUGGCUGGGUGCAGGCAAACACCUCCUACAAGUCCUUCAGCGCUGCCCAGGUGAACGCGGACAUCGGGCUGCACAUCGGCCUGGCAGGGGUGAACAUCACGCUCAGGGGAAACCCAGUGAAGCAGAUCAACGAGACCAUCGACUACAACGAGCACUUUCCCUGGAACUUUGGAGCGGAUUAUGAGCACAGCUACAGCGAGGGGCUGGAGAAGGGGCUGCCCAGCCCCAUCCUCUACGUGGCAGAGAAGUUCAUCAGGCAGAGCCCCUGUGCCGUGCACAGGCAGUACCGCAUCGCCGGCCACUACGUGUCCCUCACCCUGUGGAACCUCCAGAGAUUUCUACUCCAGUCCCACACCCAGAGCGGGGUUGAUGCCAAAGCCAUACCAAGGCUGGCCUUUUGCACGUGGCUCAUUUCCAUCAUGCUCUUCUCCAUGUCCAUCCUGCUCUAUGGUGGCCACAUGCUUCUGGUCACAGCCACUCUGAUCCUCCUCUCACUGCUCUUCUUCUCCACCGCAAGAAACACCCUCAAGUGCCCCAUCCAGUUCGGCCCAGCUUCCUUGAGGACGGACUAUGGUGAAUCCUUUUGGUUGACAUUAGCAGCAGGGCUGCUGUGCCUGCUCCUGGGGCUGGCCAUCGUCAUCCUCAACUCCCUGCAGCCAGAGAAGCUGAAGCUCAUCUUCAGCCUGGACAAGAGCAGGGAAGAGGAGGUGUGGGACAGGUCCUGCCUGGCAGCUGAGCCCAGCUGCUCUGUGCAGGAUGGGCUGAUGGUGCCCCUGGGUGAGCUCUGCCAUGUGAGCUCAGCCACCCCGCUCUGAGGCACAGGGCACGCAGAGCCAGGGCUGGACAUGCUGCUCCUGAACCCACCAAAUCCAUCAGGAGCCCAGCUGGGAAGGUUGUGACCAGAACCAAGUGAUGAGAAUAUCCACAUCUGAAAAGGUGUCUCAAACACAAUAGUUGACUUUCCUUUUUUUUUUUUCUGUUUUACUGCCUUUCCCCCUGGUCCAUCCCAACAAACCCUGAGCCCUCCCCAGGAUACAGAGAUUAAAUCAGAACAAGAUGGGGAGAAAGCAAGCAACUGAAGGCCCAUAGAUAUGAACCAAAGGAGAAGUAGAGCCCACAACAGCCCCCUCACCCUGAGGACCACCCAAAAAGUCCCCUUGCCUUGGAUACUGUUCCCAUCAGCAGUCAGGAAGUGCAGAUGGAGCUGCUCCCCAGGGUGAAGAGCACCAUGGCAAAUAGGAACACAGUUUAGUAGGAUGCUGGAAGUACCAGGAGGGAGGGAAGGAGAGGAAGAGGUGGGAAAGGAGGUACAGCAGUGUCUUGGAGAUCAGAUGUAACCAAUUAGGGAGAGGGGAGCAGCACCUCCAGUCUGGGUUCCUCCUGCUCAGCUGUGGAAAUACACAUGUCAGGGGCAGGAGACAUUGAAAUUCUGCCCAAGGCAGCAGGACCCCUGCCCACACAGGCAGAGAGGGUGCACACUUCAGCUUUACAUCCCUCUGCCUCUCUGAGGGUUUCACAACAUUUUCUUUCUGUUUUGUGCUCACGUAUUUCCCUCUCUAUCUCAAUAAAAUAAGUUUGCCUUGCCCUUUCA
Cyanistes caeruleus (blue tit) is the source of this 1892-nucleotide messenger RNA. Its product is annotated as dual oxidase maturation factor 1-like. Gene Ontology annotation, biological process: protein transport. Gene Ontology annotation, cellular component: endoplasmic reticulum membrane. The record is from RefSeq and is a predicted model, not a curated record. Lineage: Eukaryota; Metazoa; Chordata; Aves; Passeriformes; Paridae.